AUGACUCAGUGUAUAUUCAGUGUUAUUCUAAUAACUUUAUUCACCCAAUUUUUCCUUCAGGAAAAGCUUCAGAACGCUGUGACAAAUUUGAGGCAACUAGAAGAGGAAUGUAUGAAACUGAAGGUGUUCACAACAAAGCAAAUAAGCGAGUGGAAUGAGAAGAUAGAGAUUCAGAAACAAAAAAUCCAGUCUGACUUUAAGGUUCUUCAGAGAUUCCUACAAGAAGAGGAGAAGUCCCAUCUGUGGAGACUGCAGAAAGAGAAAGAGCAGACUCUAAAGAGACUGAGAGAUAACAAGGCCACUCUGGAACAGAAGAGCCAAGAACUCAAGAGUCACAUCCUGGAACUAGAGGAGAAAUGUCAGGGCUCAGCCCAGAAGUUGCUGCAGGAUGUGAAAGACACUUUGCACAGGAGUUGGGCUAUGACGUUGGAAAGACCAGAGGCCCACUCUUUGGAGCUUGAUACUGUGUGCAGUGUUUCUGAGCUUUAUUUUGAUGUGAAGAAAAUGUUAAGGAGCUAUCAAGUCAAUGUGACUCUGGAUCCAGAUACAGCUCAUCGUGAGCUAAUUCUGUCUGAGGAUCGGAGACAAGUGACUCGUGGAUGCCUCCAGGAGAAUCUGGACAACUCUUCUAAGAGAUUUAGGAUCUUACCCUGUAUUCUGGGCUGUGAAGGCUUCACUUCAGGGAAACAUUACUUUGAAGUGGAUGUGGGAGAAGGAACUGGGUGGGACUUAGGAGUCUGUCUGGACAAUGUUCAGAGGGACGUUGGUCUGAUACAGGAGCCUCAGUCUGGAUUCUGGGUCAUUAGACUAUGCAAAAAGAAAGGCUACUUAGCACUUACCUCUCCCAUAACUUCCCUUUAUCUGAGGGAGAAGCCCCUGGUUGUGGGGGUUUUUCUGGACUGUGAUGUCGGAGUUGUAUCCUUUUACAACAUGACCACUGGAUCCCACAUCUUUACCUUCCCAAAGGCUUCCUUCUCUGAUACUGUCCGGCCCUAUUUCCGGGUUUAUCAACAUUCUCCUUUGUUCUUGCCUCCCCCAGAUGAGUAAGGAAAGAAGUAAAAUCUCCUUCUUGGUUUAACUAGCAUAGAAAAUAUAAUGUCAGCCCUGUGAGGGCAGAAAUUUGGUCUGUUUUCUUCACUUCUGGUACUCAGAACAGUCCUGGGCUUUUAGUGGCUACUUAAUACUUCUGCUUUGAAUGAA
This is a messenger RNA of Leptonychotes weddellii (Weddell seal), 1200 nucleotides long. NCBI's taxonomy places the organism in Eukaryota, Metazoa, Chordata, Mammalia, Carnivora, Phocidae. The record is from RefSeq and is a predicted model, not a curated record.